Molecule: messenger RNA, 5800 nt
Organism: Leopardus geoffroyi (Geoffroy's cat)
Lineage: Eukaryota; Metazoa; Chordata; Mammalia; Carnivora; Felidae
Gene: CLTCL1
Product: clathrin heavy chain like 1
Exons: 35
Coding region: 154-5676 (1840 amino acids)
Biological process (GO): intracellular protein transport; receptor-mediated endocytosis
Cellular component (GO): clathrin coat of trans-Golgi network vesicle; clathrin complex; clathrin-coated endocytic vesicle
Molecular function (GO): structural molecule activity; clathrin light chain binding
Source: RefSeq, a predicted model, not a curated record
CGCGUGCCGGACGCGGGCAGGGGUAAUGCGCCUGCGCGGCCGCUGCCGCCGCCGCUCGUCUCAGAGCGUGAGGGGAGCUGCCGCCACCGCCGCCACCGCAGCCACCGCCACCUUCGCUUCUGUCUCCGCCGCUGAUUCGGCACCGCGCCCGCCAUGGCGCAGAUCCUCCCCAUCCGCUUCCAGGAGCACUUCCAGCUCCAAAACCUGGGAAUUAAUCCAGCCAACAUUGGAUUCAGCACACUGACCAUGGAAUCUGAUAAGUUUAUAUGUGUCCGAGAAAAGGUUGGUGAGCAGGCACAGGUAGUGAUUGUUGACAUGAGUGAUCCAAUGGCACCAAUCAGACGGCCCAUCUCUGCAGAAAGUGCCAUCAUGAAUCCAGCCUCUAAGGUGAUAGCUUUGAAAGCUGGAAAGACACUUCAAAUCUUUAAUAUUGAAAUGAAGAGUAAAAUGAAGUCUCAUACCAUGGCAGAAGAGGUGAUUUUCUGGAAAUGGGUCUCUGUGAAUACUGUUGCCCUUGUGACUGAGACAACAGUCUACCACUGGAGCAUGGAAGGUGACUCUCAGCCUGUGAAGAUGUUUGAUAGACAUGCCAGUCUGGCAGGGUGCCAGAUGAUCCACUACCGGACUGAUGAGUAUCAGAAGUGGCUGCUCCUCGUUGGCAUCUCAGCUCAGCAAAACCGUGUAGUUGGGGCAAUGCAACUCUACUCUGUGGAUAGGAAAGUUUCACAACCCAUAGAAGGCCAUGCUGCUGCUUUUGCAGAGUUCAAGAGCGAAGGGAAUGCCAAGCCUGCCACCCUUUUCUGCUUUGCUGUACGUAGUCCCACAGGGGGCAAGUUGCACAUAAUCGAAGUCGGACAGCCUGCAGCAGGAAACCAGCCUUUUGUAAAGAAAGCUGUGGAUGUGUUUUUCCCUCCAGAGGCUCAGACUGAUUUCCCAGUGGCUAUGCAGAUUGGAGCUAAACAUGGUGUUAUUUACUUGAUCACGAAAUAUGGCUAUCUUCACUUGUAUGACCUAGAGUCUGGCGUGUGCAUCUACAUGAACCGUAUCAGUGCUGACACGAUAUUUGUCACUGCUCCACAUGAAUCUACUUCUGGAAUUAUUGGUGUCAACAAAAAGGGACAGGUGCUGUCAGUUUGUGUCGAGGAAGAUAACAUUGUGAAUUAUGCAACCAGUGUGCUUCAAAAUCCAGACCUUGGUCUGCGCUUGGCCAUUCGUAGUAACUUGGCUGGGGCGGAGGAGUUAUUCGUGAGAAAAUUCACUACCCUCUUUGCACAGGGGAGCUAUGCUGAAGCCGCCAAAGUAGCAGCAUCUGCACCAAAGGGAGUCCUGCGUACCAGUGACACAGUUCGGAAGUUCCAAAGUAUUCCCGCCCAGCCUGGGCAGGCCUCUCCUUUGCUCCAGUACUUUGGAAUCCUCCUUGACCAGGGUCAGCUCAAUAAACUUGAAUCCUUAGAACUUUGCCGUCCAGUGCUUCAGCAGGGUCGCAAGCAACUCUUAGAAAAGUGGCUGAAAGAAGAUAAGCUGGAGUGUUCAGAAGAACUUGGAGAUUUGGUCAAAACUGCUGACCCUACACUUGCUCUGAGUGUGUAUCUUCGGGCAAAUGUGCCGAGCAAGGUUAUCCAGUGUUUUGCAGAAACAGGCCAAUUCCAGAAAAUUGUCCUCUAUGCCAAAAAGGUUGGCUAUACCCCAGACUGGAUCUUUUUACUGAGGAGUGUGAUGAGAAUCAGUCCAGACCAGGGCCUGCAGUUUUCUCAAAUGCUAGUGCAAGAUGAGGAGCCAUUGGCCAAUAUUGACCAGAUUGUAGACGUUUUCAUGGAAAACAGUUUAAUUCAGCAGUGUACCUCCUUCUUGUUGGAUGCCUUGAAAAAUAAUCGCCCAGCUGAGGGGCACCUCCAGACGCGCCUGUUGGAGAUGAACCUGAUUCACGCACCCCAGGUUGCAGAUGCCAUUCUUGGAAAUCAGAUGUUUACCCAUUAUGAUCGGGCCCACAUCGCCCAGCUCUGUGAAAAGGCAGGCCUCCUGCAGCGUGCGCUGGAGCACUACACUGACCUGUAUGACAUCAAGAGGGCUGUGGUCCACACUCACCUCCUCAAUCCCGAGUGGCUCGUCAGCUUCUUUGGCUCCUUGUCAGUGGAGGAUUCUUUGGCGUGUCUGCAUGCUUUGCUGUCUGCCAGCAUCAGACAGAACCUUCAGCUGUGUGUGCAGGUAGCCUCCAAGUACCAUGAGCAGCUGGGCACACAGUCCCUGGUGGAGCUCUUUGAAUCCUUCAAGAGUUACGAAGGCCUCUUCUACUUCCUGGGCUCAAUUGUGAACUUCAGCCAAGAUCCAGAUGUGCACUUGAAAUACAUUCAGGCUGCCUGUAAGACGGGACAGAUCAAGGAGGUGGAGAGGAUAUGCCGGGAGAGUAAUUGCUACAACCCAGAGCGGGUGAAGAAUUUUCUGAAGGAGGCCAAGCUCACAGACCAGCUUCCUCUCAUCAUCGUGUGUGAUCGGUUUGACUUUGUACAUGACCUCGUCCUGUACUUAUACCGCAACAACCUGCAGAAGUACAUCGAAAUCUACGUUCAGAAGGUCAACCCUAGCCGGAUCCCUGCUGUGGUUGGAGGGCUGCUUGAUGUGGAUUGUUCUGAGGAAGUAAUUAAAAACUUAAUCAUGGUGGUGAGAGGACAGUUCUCCACUGAUGAGCUGGUGGCUGAAGUAGAAAAAAGAAACAGGCUAAAGCUGCUUCUUCCCUGGCUGGAGUCCCGGAGUCACGAAGGCUGUGAAGAGCCUGCCACUCACAAUGCUCUUGCCAAGAUCUACAUCGACAGCAACAACAGCCCCGAGCGCUUCCUGAGAGAAAAUGCUUACUAUGACAGCCGCGUGGUGGGCCGCUACUGUGAGAAGCGGGACCCACAUCUGGCCUGCGUUGCCUAUGAGCGGGGGCAGUGUGACCUUGAGCUCAUCAAGGUUUGCAAUGAGAAUUCUCUGUUCAAAAGUGAGGCCCGUUACCUGGUGCGCAGGAAAGAUCCAGAGCUCUGGGCUCAUGUCCUUGAGGAGACCAACCCUUCCAGGCGACAGCUGAUUGACCAGGUGGUACAGACAGCAUUGUCAGAAACACAGGAUCCUGAAGAGGUCUCAGUCACUGUCAAGGCCUUCAUGACAGCUGAUCUGCCUAAUGAACUGAUUGAGCUGCUGGAGAAGAUUGUUCUGGAUAACUCAGUCUUUAGUGAGCACAGGAAUCUCCAGAAUUUGCUGAUCCUGACUGCCAUCAAGGCAGACCGCACGCGGGUCAUGGAAUACAUCAGCCGCCUGGACAACUACGAUGCCCCAGACAUUGCGAACAUCGCCGUUAGUAGCGCACUGUAUGAGGAGGCCUUCACCAUCUUUCGCAAGUUUGAUGUGAAUGCAUCAGCAAUCCAGGUCCUGAUUGAGCACAUUGGAAACCUAGACCGAGCAUACGAGUUUGCGGAGAGAUGCAAUGAACCUGCUGUGUGGAGUCAGCUGGCCUGCGCCCAGCUCCAGAAAGACUUGGUGAAGGAAGCCAUCGACUCCUACAUCAGAGCUGACGACCCUUCCUCUUACUUGGAAGUCGUUCAGGCAGCCAGUAGGAGCAACAAUUGGGAAGAUCUGGUGAAAUUCCUACAGAUGGCCAGGAAAAAGGGCCGUGAAUCCUAUAUAGAGACUGAACUUAUUUUUGCCCUGGCUAAAACUGGUCGCCUGUCUGAGUUAGAAGAUUGUAUUAAUGGACCCAACAAUGCCCACAUCCAACAGGUUGGAGACCGCUGUUACGAGGAGGGAAUGUAUGAGGCUGCCAAGCUGCUCUACAGCAGUGUUUCUAACUUUGCCCGCCUGGCUUCCACCCUGGUCCACCUUGGAGAGUAUCAGGCAGCCGUGGACAGCAGCCGCAAAGCCAACAGCACCCGGACGUGGAAGGAGGUAUGCUUUGCAUGCGUGGAUGGGCAGGAGUUCCGCCUUGCACAACUGUGUGGUCUUCACAUUGUCAUUCACGCAGAUGAGCUGGAGGAGCUGAUACGCUAUUACCAGGAUCGGGGCUACUUUGAGGAACUGAUCUCCCUGCUGGAGGCAGCCCUGGGCCUGGAGCGGGCCCACAUGGGCAUGUUCACAGAACUGGCCAUCCUCUACUCCAAAUUCAAGCCUCAGAAGAUGCCAGAGCACCUGGAGCUCUUCUGGUCCCGAGUCAACAUCCCAAAGGUGCUGAGGGCUGCAGAGCAGGCGCACCUCUGGGCAGAGCUGGUGUUCCUCUAUGACAAGUACGAAGAGUACGAUAAUGCCGUCCUUACCAUGAUCAAUCACCCUACUGAUGCCUGGAGGGAAGGGCAAUUCAAGGAUGUCAUUGCCAAGGUUGCUAAUGUGGAGCUCUACUAUAAAGCCCUGCAGUUCUAUUUGGAUUACAAACCUCUGCUCAUAAAUGACCUGUUGCUUGUGCUCGCACCCCGGCUGGACCAUACCCGGACUGUUGGCUUCUUUUCAAAGGCAGGCCAGUUGCCCCUAGUGAAGCCUUACCUGCGGUCAGUCCAGAGCCACAACAACAAGAGUGUGAAUGAGGCCCUCAACCACCUACUGACAGAAGAGGAGGAUUACCAGGGUUUGAGGGCAUCUAUCGAUGCCUACGACAACUUUGACAACAUUGCCCUGGCACAGAGGUUGGAGAAGCACCAGCUGAUUGAGUUCAGGCGCAUUGCAGCUUAUCUAUACAAGGGCAACAACCGGUGGGCCCAGAGCGUGGAGCUCUGCAAGAAGGACCAUCUCUACAAGGAUGCCAUGCAGCAUGCUGCAGAGUCUAGAGAUGCCGAGCUGGCCGAGAAGUUGCUGCAGUGGUUCCUGGAAGAGGGCAAGCGGGAGUGCUUCGCGGCCUCUCUCUUCACCUGCUACGACCUGCUUCCUCCGGAUGUGGUGCUGGAGCUGGCCUGGAGACACAACCUCGUUGACCUGGCCAUGCCCUACUUCAUCCAGGUGAUGAGAGAGUACCUUAGCAAAGUAGACAGACUGGAUGCCUCGGAGAGCCUACGCAAGCAAGAGGAACAUGUGGUGGAGCCCGCCCCUCUCUUGUUUGCUCCAGGCCCGGCACAGCACCGCCUCCCAAGGACCCUGGGCUCCGCUAUUGGCUGGGCUGUCGACCCCGCCCAGGCGCCUGCCUCGCUUGCCCCGCCCCGGCCUCAGUUUCCCGGCCGGCAAAACGGGGCGGGCUGGAGGCGGGGCCCGGCUCGGACCACGCGAGGCGGAGCCCGGGAGCUGACGCGACCGCCCCGCCCCCCGGGCCAUAACCGUUUGUCGUCGCCGCCGCCGCCGCCGCCGCCGACCGAACGCCGAGAGCCGGAGGCUCGGACCCGAAGCCGACGCCGGGCGCCCCGCCUCCCCGCCUGCCAUGGCCGCGCCCCGCGCUCUGGCGGCCGCCGCGCCCGCGUCUGGGAAAGCCAAGCUGACGCACCCAGGGAAGGCGAUCUUGGCAGGCGGCCUGGCGGGCGGCAUCGAGAUUUGCAUCACCUUCCCCACCGAGUAUGUAAAGACACAGCUGCAGCUGGACGAGCGCUCGCACCCGCCGCGGUACCGGGGCAUCGGGGACUGCGUGCGGCAGACGGUCCGCAGCCAUGGCGUCCUGGGCCUGUACCGAGGCCUCAGCUCCCUGCUCUACGGCUCCAUCCCCAAAGCGGCCGUCAGGUUCGGGAUGUUUGAGUUCCUCAGCAACCACAUGCGAGAUCCCCAGGGACGCCUGGACAGCACACGGGGGCUGCUGUGCGGCCUGGGUGCCGGUGUGGCUGAAGCCGUGGUGGUCGUGUGCCCUAUGGAGACCAUCAAG